Molecule: messenger RNA, 405 nt
Organism: Mauremys reevesii (Reeves's turtle)
Lineage: Eukaryota; Metazoa; Chordata; Testudines; Geoemydidae
Gene: MOCS2
Product: molybdenum cofactor synthesis 2
Exons: 3
Coding region: 130-390 (86 amino acids)
Biological process (GO): Mo-molybdopterin cofactor biosynthetic process
Cellular component (GO): cytosol
Source: RefSeq, a predicted model, not a curated record
UGGGCGGGCCGGGAGGCAGGGCCAGCCGGCGGGCUCCGCGCAGCGGCCGCUGCUCCUGCUCGGGCCGGGCGCAGGCGCUGCAGCCUGUUCUCCUUCGGGAAGCGGGUUCCGACCCGCACGGCUCCGUCAAUGAGCUGCGAGGUUGUUGCGCUGUACUUUGCCAAGAGCGCUGAAUUGGCAGGUGUUCGCUCUGAGAUUAUUUCUGUACUGCAACAAUUAACCUCUCUACAGCUGUGGGAAGAAAUUGUGAAAAGGCAUCCAAGACUUGCUGCCAUUCAGGAUCAAGUGGUUUUCGCUGUUCGCCAGGAAUACGUGCUUCUUGGUGAUCAGCUUCUGGUCCUGCAGUCAGGUGACGAGGUUGCCAUUAUCCCACCUAUCAGCGGGGGCUAACUCCUGGCGAACACA